Ictidomys tridecemlineatus (thirteen-lined ground squirrel) is the source of this 3761-nucleotide messenger RNA. NCBI's taxonomy places the organism in Eukaryota, Metazoa, Chordata, Mammalia, Rodentia, Sciuridae. The record is from RefSeq and is a predicted model, not a curated record.
GGCAUUGAGUUCUGCCCUCCCAGCUGCGGGCCGCCACCAAGGACACCAUGAGCCAGUCAGGAGCCAUGAGCUGCUGCCCUGGUGCUGCCAAUGGCAGCCUGGGCCGGUCCGAUGGUGUGGCUAAGAUGAGCGCGAAGGAUCUGUUUGGUGAGUGAAGCUGGAGCUGGGGCCAGGCUGGGGAAGUAGGGGACUGCCUGGCCCUGGCCCAGAGGACCUCAGGCUUGGUCAGCCCUGGGUACCUGGAGGAGGCCUCUGACAGCUUGUGAGGUCUGUCCCCAAAGUUCCUGGCACAGAACACCCCUCCCCCAGCAGUAAGGGGAGAGCCCUUUACAAAUAAUUCAGAGAGCAACAGUAUUGAUUCCCCUGGGCGUCUCUGCAACUCGAUCGGGCAGGUGGCCGGUGGCCAGGUGUCUCUCCAGGAGGGAGCCAGGCUGCCCUCCCGGCUGGCCGCAGCCCUCACUUGUGCCUUUGGAGGCUGCAGCCACCCACCGUCUGGACAGCAAGAAGCCCUAGAAAGGAGGAUUCUGGUGGUGGCUCUGAGGGUGGCAAGCCCUGGCCUAGACCUCUCCCCUGGGAAGGGGGGCUCCGGGGUUGGCCAGCCUCCGGUGAGGCUGAGCCUCCAGUCCCCCAGGACAAGUCCCAUAGCCUCUGGCUGCCCUCCCUCUCAGAGCCAUGGGUGUCCCCCUGGGCUGAGCCUGGGCUGGAUGGAGCAGAGGGCUUCCUGAGGGUCCUCGUGGUCUGAGCAGGGUCCUCGAGGGUCUCACACCUCCAUCCUUGGUGUUCAUGAGGGGCCCAAGAGAAGCACCCCUUACCUUGACUCCACCCUCCCUUGCGCGCCCCUGGGGUCCAGUCCCACCUGAACUGGGGGCUGGCGGUCCUGAGAUCUGGGCUGAGUGGCCACCAUCUCCCCGUCCAGAGCAGAGGAAGAAGUACUCCAACUCCAAUGUCAUCAUGCACGAGACCUCCCAGUACCAUGUCCAGCACUUGGCCACAUUCAUCAUGGACAAGAGCGAGGCCAUCACAUCUGUGGACGACGCCAUCCGGAAGCUGGUGCAGCUCAGUGCCAAGGAGAAGGUCUGGGCGCAGGAGGUGCUGCUGCAGGUGGACGACAAGGCCCUGCGGCUGCUGGACGUUGAGAACCAGGAAGAGCUGGAGAACUUCCCGCUGCCCACCGUGCUGCGCAGCCAGACGGUGCUGAACCAGCUGCGCUACCCCUCGGUGCUGCUGCUGGUGUGCCAGGACUCGGAGCAGAGCCGGCCCGACGUGCACUUCUUCCACUGCGACGAGGUGGAGGCGGAGCUGGUGCAGGAGGACAUCCAGAGCGCGCUGGCCGACUGCCGGAUGGGGAAGAAGUUGCGGCCACAGACCCUGAAGGGGCACCAGGAGAAGAUCCGGCAGCGGCAGUCCAUCCUGCCGCCUCCCCAGAGCCCAGCUCCCAUCCCCUUUCAGCGCCAGGCUGGGGACUCUCCUCAGGCCAAGAACCGCGUGGGCCUGCCAGCACCCGUCACAGAGCCAGGCUACCGCCGCCGGGAAUCGCAGGAUGAGGAGCCUCGGGCGGUGCUGGCUCAGAGGAUAGAGAAGGAGACGCAAAUCCUCAACUGCGCCCUGGAUGACAUCGAGUGGUUCGUGGCCCGGCUACAGAAGGCGGCCGAGGCCUUCAAGCAGCUGAACCAGCGGAAGAAAGGGAAGAAGAAGGGCAAGAAGGGGCCGGCAGAGGGUGUCCUCACGCUGCGUGCCCGGCCCCCCUCUGAGGGUGAGUUUGUCGACUGUUUCCAGAAAACCAAGCUGGCCAUCAAUCUGCUGGCCAAGCUGCAGAAGCACAUCCAGAACCCCAGUGCGGCUGAGCUGGUGCACUUCCUCUUCGGGCCUCUGGACCUGGUGCUGGGGCUGGGGCGGAUCGUCAACACCUGCGGAGGCCCAGACAUGGCACGCUCCGUCUUCAGCCCGCUGCUGUCCCAGGAGGCUGUGGCCUUCCUACGUGGCCACCUGGUCCCAAAGGAGAUGUCACUGUGGGAGUCCCUGGGGGACACCUGGACCCGGCCCCGCUCUGAGUGGCCGAAGGAGCCACAGGUGCCCCUGUACGUGCCCAAGUUCCACAGUGGCUGGGAACCGCCUCUGGAUGUGCUGCAGGAGGCUCCCUGGGAGAUGGAAGGACUGGCCUCUGGCCCCGAUGACCAGCCCACCCCUGUGAGCCGACUCUCCAUAAGAAACUCCCCGAAACACAGUCUCUCCUCUGAGUCCACACCCCAGGGGGACGUCUUCCCACCAGUCAGCUCCCCACAUUCUCACAGGGGCCACCAGCCAACAUCAGCCCCGGCCAAGUACGUGAAGAUUCUCUACGACUUCACAGCCCGCAAUGCCAACGAGCUGUCGGUGCUCAAGGAUGAGGUCCUAGAGGUCCUGGAGGAUGGCCGGCAGUGGUGGAAGCUUCGCAGCCGAAGUGGCCAGUCUGGCUAUGUGCCCUGCAACAUCCUGGAUGAGGUUCGGCCAGAGGACAUUGGUGCCCCCCUGGAGCAGGCCAGCCAGAAAUACUGGGGUCCCGCCAGCCCGAUGCAUAAACUGCCCCCUAUCUUCGCAGGGAACAAAGAUGAGCUGAUCCACCACAUGGAUGAAGUCAACGAUGAGCUCAUGAAGAAAAUUAGCCACAUCAAGGCACAGCCGCAGAGGCACUUCCGCGUGGAGCGCACCCAGCCAGUGCACCUGCCACUCACCUUUGAGUCCGGCCCGGAUGAAGUCCGGGCCUGGCUAGAAGCCAAGGCCUUCAGCGGCCGGAUCGUGGAGAACCUGGGUAUCCUGACCGGACCCCAGCUCUUCUCCCUCAACAAAGAUGAGCUGAAGAGGGUGUGCGGGGAGGAGGGCAUCCGCGUGUACAGCCAACUCACAGUGCAGAAGGCGAUGCUGGAGAAGCAGCAAAGUGGGUCGGAGUUGGAAGAACUCAUGAACAAGUUUCAUUCCAAGAACCAGAGGAGGGUGGAGGACAGCUAGACCUGGUGGACUGUUGCCACCCUUGCUGCAGAGGGAGGCAGCACGGGUGGUGGGCCCGCUCCCAGUGCACGGAGUAUUAUUUUAUAUGUGUAUUAUUUUAUACUGAGGACUCACAUGGGCUGGAUGGGGUGCUCAUCUGCCUCUAGGCGGUUGGCUUAUCUUCAGGCUGGGCCAGGCCCAUGGAUGGCCUCUCAGCUGCAAGCCACUCACCCACCCAAACCAAGGCCUCUCCCAGCCAAACCUGCCACCUAGCAGUGCCAGCCUCCAUCCAUCAGCCCUAGGCCACAGGACCCCCCAGGUGGGCAGGGCCUCUCUGGCCUCCCUGUGCUGAUGUCGGCUCCUGGCCUCUGGAGUUUGACACUCACCACCUGCUGCUUGAUUUCAUAUGCACCUGCUCCCAGCUGUUCCCACCUGUCUCAGGUGGGCCAGAGCUCCAGGCUGCUUAGGCUGGUGACCUGGACUCCAGGUUUGUCCCCCACAGGAUGCUGUCCCCAAAAAAUGGCCUGCAGGGGCUCCAGGACAGGAAGCCACAGUUGCCCCACCGGUUAGGGGCAUGCUGUGCCCUCACCCUUUCAAAGACCAAGGCGCGAGGGCUGUAGACACCCACUCCCAUCCAGCAGAGCCCAGACAGGAACUUUCUCUGACCACAUCUCAGGCCAGCUAAGCACUGCACGCUGGUGACUGGUGAUCUUAGAGCCCUGGGCAGAGCCUCACAUCCAGAAAUGAGGGUGGGGGCUCUAAGGCCACAUUAUUAAACCAGUUUCUCCUGGAAGCCA